Messenger RNA from Phlebotomus argentipes, 849 nucleotides. RefSeq names its product charged multivesicular body protein 6-A (gene Vps20). The record is from RefSeq and is a predicted model, not a curated record. Gene Ontology annotation, cellular component: multivesicular body; ESCRT III complex. The coding region runs from base 110 to 754 and encodes 214 amino acids. Lineage: Eukaryota; Metazoa; Arthropoda; Insecta; Diptera; Psychodidae. The transcript is spliced from 3 exons. Gene Ontology annotation, biological process: vesicle budding from membrane; late endosome to vacuole transport via multivesicular body sorting pathway.
CGAGUGAAAGGUUGAGGAAAUAUUGAGGUUUGGUGUCAUUGUUAUCAAAAUAAAGAAAAUCAUCUGUGAGAAAAUUGUGUUUUCCGUGCUUUCCUGAGGAAAUCUCACAAUGGGAGCCCUUUUUGGGAAGUCAAAGAAGCCCCCGAGCAGAAUAACUGAGCAGGACAAGGCUGUCUUGCAAUUGAAGCAACAGAGGGACAAGUUGAAGCAGUAUCAGAAAAGAAUAGAACUCUCCUUGGAAAAGGAUCGUGAGCUGGCGAAGAAGUGUCUGAACACCGGCAGGAAGGAGCGCGCAAAACUCCUUCUCCGGAAGAAGAGAUACCAGGAAAAACUACUGGCAAACACAGACACUCAGCUUGAAAAUCUGGAGAAAUUGGCAUCAGACAUUGAAUUUGCUCAGGUGGAAAUCCAGGUGAUUGAGGGACUGAAGACAGGCAAUCAGGCGCUGAAGAGUCUUCAUCAAAUCCUGAAUAUCGAUGAGAUUGAGAAGAUAAUGGACGAGACGCGCGAGGGAGUUGAGAAGCAGCAGGAGCUGGACGAAAUCCUUUCGGGACGCCUUACUGAGGAUGACGAGAAUGCCAUCCUCGAGGAACUCGACAACUUGGUGGCUCUGGACGACGCUGCAAAGGCUGAGGAGGAGAUUCCCGAGGAGGACAUCUCGGAGAAACUGCCAGAUGUGCCGUCGGAUUUGCCGGAGCGCGAAAAGGCCAAGAGGCAGAAGAAGGAGGAACCAAAAGUCGCCCUAAUGGCCUGAAAAUCAUUCUUGUCAUUCGUAUUAUAAUCCGUCUCAGAGGGAUAAUAAGUGAUGCUUUGUAAAUUUAUAUCAAGCUACGAAUACACGUAAUUAUU